UCCGCGACAUUUAAAACAAGAUAGUUCCAUGCAUUCAAAACCUGUCUUCCAUAAAAUAUUUCGUGAUCUAUCCGUUACAGACGUUUUUCCAAAUUGGCCUGUGCGUUAAUUAUUUUGAUGUAUUUCAGUGACUUUAAUUGAUUCGGGGAAUAUGAAUGAAUUGUGGCGCAGGAAUAUGCAGGCGUAGUUCCCCUCGCACAUGUCAGACCCCUAUCGGCUGUGUGAUUGCCAUACCGUAUAGGUUUAGGAAAUCCGCAGUAUCUAAAUGUAACUUGUUUUUGUUAGUUUUUACUUCGGAUGAGCGCUAUCAUCUGGACGUCGAUGGAAAACACGUCAUUUUAAACACGUUUUAAAAGAUUGUCUACAGACCAGGUAAGUAAAGCACGACAUGCCUCUUCACGGGAAGAUAGUGGUGAUCAAAAGAAGCGGGGGAGAUGGCACGGAGUUCCCUCUCACGGCCGCAUGCUUGUUCGGGAGGAAACCUGAGUGUGACAUCAGGAUCCAGCUGCCCCAGGUGUCCAAGGAGCACUGCCGCAUUGAGUUAAAUGAAAAUAAAGAGGUGAUUUUAACAAAUCUCAGCUCUGUUAAUCCAACUCAUAUAAAUGGAAAGCCUAUGCAGCAGUCUGAACGUUUGAAACAUGGAGACUUAAUCACGAUUAUCGACCGUUCCUUCAGGUUUGAAUGUCCUCCAGAGCCAACGCCAAAGAAAAUCAUACCGCCUGCUAAACGAAAAAGUGAAACUCUGCAGGUUCUACAGGAACAUCAAGUGAGAGAGGCUGAUGCUUUGGUGUCAGGAGAAAAGGGAAAAUAUCCACAAACUCCAGAACAAACUUGUUUGAAAGAUGGAACAAAUACGGUGUUGGCCAGUGUGGGUGACAGUGAUGAGGCUGUGGGAAAACAGACCUUUACCAGCCUGGACCAAAGCAAAUCAACAGCAAAAGAGGCUCUUUCACCCUUCAGUGAACUUUAUGAAAUAACAAAGCAAAGUCUCUCUGAGAAGUUGCCACGGAAAUCUGAACAACCCAAGACCCCUUGUUCAAGACGUGACUCCAAAAUGGAAGUGGUUCCUCAGAAUAAGUCAUCGGAUGAACCUGACAGUGCCCCUGGUGCUGACGUAACCCCAAAGUCUGGGCGAAGGAGCAUGAAGACAACACCAGGGAGAGAUGAGCUGGCAAGUCCCACUCAGAAGUUGCAAGAUGCCAUUGAACAAGUUGUGACUCCAGUUCAGGUAACACCAAAAGUCAGACGUUCGUUGAAGUCUCCUGCAAAGCAGCUGAACGCUGGUGUCUCUGAGGAUCAGCUGACCCCUGUCUCUCAGAAGAAAAAUCAUAUCGGCACACCUCAAAAAAUCACUGCUGCAGAAGUAGCUCAUGUCCUUUCUCAGGAUACUUCUGUGCUGGAAGACUGUACCAUCAGUAAGUCUGUGACACCUAAAACAAGGCGAAACAAGGAAGCUCAUUCUCCAGCAGGAGAAGGUGGGCCUUGCUCACCAGGUCGUCCUUUUGUCUGUACCCCAAAUCAAGCCGAGGAAAAUGGGGAGUCAGGUGAGGUUAAAGAGGAGUCCCCAAGAGCCAAAGGAGUUUCCAGUAAGAGGACGUCGCCCAGGACAACAGCAGGAAAACGUCAAGCUUUGAGUGAACUUGAAACAGCAGCACCAUCUUGUGGGGAAAAUGAAGGUGGUCAGUCAGGCCAGAAUAAGAAACGCAAAAGUGGGGACCUUGGUGGUUUGCCUGUGCCUUUGAUGAAAAGGAAGAGAGUGUCAUUUGGUGGGCAGUUGAGUCCUGAGCUGUUCGACAAGCGGCUUCCUCCAAACUCCCCCCUGCGCAGAGGGGCCACACCGGGCAGACGCAGCCUGUCUGUAUUGAAAAAACACCCUGUCUUAAGAAGAGCUUCCAUUAUUGGCUUGAUCCAGGAGCUGCCUUCUGAAAAGUCAAGUUCAGAAAAUCCAAAGGCUUCAAGCCCAAGGAGGAGAGUUUCUUCCAAAGCUGGGUCUACAAGUAGGACCCCUUCUCCUAAGAAAACACCUGCUGCGAAGAGUCAAACCCCUUCUCCGGGAAAGAUAAAAUCCCCCAAGGUGAAACCUGGUACACCAUCCAAGGAAAAGGAGCCCAAGAAAUCUCCAGGCCGGAAGUCUUCUCCUAAAACUGUCCAUCAGUCUCCAAGAAGACGCAGGUCGUCCUCGAAAGAGAACCCUCUGAUGUCAAAAGGCUUGAAGUCCCCCGCCUCUCAGCCCCAGACUCCUGUUUCAGUCUUGGGAAAGACUGGUACUCCACAUAGGAGAAAAUCAUCUUCUGCUGGUUCAAAAUCUUCACCCAAAACCACCUCUCGUGAAGGAGAAUCUCUGUCUGCCGAAAUGCCCAUAAAUGAUUCCCUGGCAAGCCAAACGCCCAUUGUACGAGGCAGGUUUUCAAUAUCACGAAUUGAAACUCCUUCACCUGUAACUGAUCAGGAUACAGCUGCUUCAGACGGUUCUGUUUCUGUAACUCCAUCUGUUCUGCUGAGGAGAGUGAGCCUCAAGUCUGCAAAGGCAACCCCCAAAAGUGCGAGGAGGAGGAGUGCCCUUGAAUUAAUUCGUUUAAGGCGAAGUGGAGCUUCUCAGGCCAAUUUGAAAGUAGUGAGUUCCUGGGCUGAUAUUGUUAAAUUUGGCACCACCAAAGCCCAGACUGAAAUCACAGCCAAGAAACGAAUCUCAAGAGGAAAAGCUGUCAGAACUGUGAAACAAAAACCAAAGCCUCCUAAGACUCCUAUUCAGAAACUCAAAGGACAUUUCAGUACGGGCCAUGCUGAAUCACCAGCUACAAUUGUUGUUGGGAAAGCUCAUGCCAAGGCCGCAUUGCCUACAGGUCAUGCACCAAAGUUUGUCCGCAACACUGCAUUAACGAAGGAAAGCAUGAAUAUGAAUGAAGAUUUAACAGGCAUUGCAGAGAUAUUCAGUACCCCUGUGAAUACAAGACGGAAGAGGGCCAAUAGUGGCAAACCCCAUAGUCCAGAAACUCCACAGGAUGUCCCUUUGGGUGAAGCCUCUGUAAUAAACACCCCUGAGGAAACAGGAGAAAUGGUAGUCUCACCAUUAAGUGUUGCCAACACUCUAAAGCAAGGAUGUUACAGCAGUGAAGCUGUUGUAAGGCUUCUCACAGAUGAUCAGGAGUGCAGCUUUACAUGCAGUGAUUCUGUACAACAGAAGGCAACUUCAGAUGUGAUUUCUUCUGAACAUGCUGAACAGCAGGAUCUUGUCCUGGAGAGGAUGGUGGGAAGCCCAAGACAAAAGCCUGAACCAGAGAUGCCUCUAACGGGAGUUAAGAGACGUAUGAAGACCCCAAAACAAAAGGCCAUGCAGAAGGAAGAUCUUACAGGCAUUAAAAGACUACUGAAAACACCCAAGCUACCAAAAGUAUCUGAAGAAGUGAGUUUAAUUGGUGUAAAGGAGCUGCUGAAAACCCCUAAGGUCAAGGGUCAACCGAUAGACAUGGUUGGAGUUCAGAGAAUGUUAACUCCCAAGGUGAAAGCUGUGCCACAAGUUUUUACAACUGGUGUCAAGCGACUGAUGCGAACUCCAAAGCGGAAGAACGAGCCUGUCGACGACAUGGUCGGAUUGAAACGGUUGAUGAGGACUCCGAAGCAGAAGAAUAUACCAGUUGAGAAUUCAUUUGGGGUAAAGCAGCUGUUGCAGACCCCCAAACAAAAGGAUGAACCUGUCGAAGACAUGGUUGGAUUGAAGCGACUGAUGAGAACUCCCAGGCAGAAGAAUGAACCUGUCGAAGACAUGGUUGGAUUGAAGCGACUGAUGAGAACUCCCAAGCAGAAGAAUGAACCUGUCGAAGACAUGGUUGGAUUGAAGAGAAUGAUGAGGACUCCCAAACAAAAAGGGAAGCCAGUUGAAAACAAAUUUGGAAUUGCCAAACUCAUGAAGUCACCCAGGCUAAGAGGAACCAUUGCAGUCGAAGAUUAUACUGGAUUACAGGAGCUUAUGCAAGAACCAGAAGAAGUACCAGUUGCCAGGAUCACUAGCAAAUGUGAUAUCUCUGAACAUGUUUGUGCCAAUCCAUGCACUUCAACGAAUGGGGAAAUAUUUACUUCUGCGGUCUUAUUUCCAGAAGCAAAGGUGGCGUUUGAGGAACCUUUGGAAUUGCCUGAAAGCCAAAGCAACACAUCUAAAAAAGCUGUUAGAGGACGUAAAAAAACUGACGUUCCAGCUGAAGAUGAAUCUGCCGACUCUAAACGUGAUCGGGCAGUAAGAGCUGCUGAGCCUAAUAUUUCUGAGGUCAAGUCAAAAAGAGGCAGGCAGACCCGGCGAGGCCUGCCAUCAACUCUGGGGGAAGAGGUUCUUACACCUGCUGUUGCAACUCCCGUUAAAACCACCCGAGGAAGAAGAGCAAAACUUGUGCCAGGAGCUGCAGAGGACAAGACGGAUGAAAAUCUGAGUAGAGGCAAAGCUGGGAAGCCAAUAGAGAGCAAUGAAACGAUGCAUGCAGAGAAGGAAAUUACAGAGCAGGGAGCUCAAGUUGAGCCUUCUGCUGAAGCCAGACAGGGCCGUAAGGCUGCAGUGGUUCCUAAAAACGCUCUUACGCCCGUCAGAAAAGCUGGUAGGGGGAGAACAGCAAAGCGGAUGGCUGAUACGAAGGCCACUGUUGAGAUGCAAAGCGUUGAAACGGAGCUCCAAAGCCCCACCAAGGUGGUGGAUGGUCAUGGCCAAGAGCUUGCGUCUUCACCCCAAGUGACUAAACCGAGAAGAGGAAAGAAGACUAGAUCUGAUGAAAAUAAUACUGCCUCAGAAAGUUUGAGAGAGGAUGUAUCAAAAAAAGAAACCAAUUUGGUUACUGUAGCUGAAGAGCCAGCCAGUCCUAUCGUGAAGCCUCACCGUGGGAGGAAGCCAAAGACCCUUGUGAAGGAGGUAGAGCAGCCAUCACCUGCUGUGUUGCCAGCUAGAAGAAUGUGCCGGGGUGGGCCCUCUGAGGCCGCUGCAGUGACUGGUUCUCCUUCUGUCCACUCAUCGAAACCUGGUCGUGGAAAGAAAGUGCUGGAUACUCAGGAAGAGAAGCUGGUUCAACCCGAUGCAUCCUCCACUAAAGUUGGAAUAAAGUCCAUCAGGAACACCAGAGGGUCACGUAAAAAUAAUCCGAUUGCAGACGCUGGAACUGCCAGUGUUUGUGUUGCCGCUCCUGUACCUUCCAAGGUGGAAUCCAUGGUUCCGCCAAAUGAAUCCCCAGGGCUGGAUAACCUUGUCAUUGAAAAUAAAAAGAACACAACCAGAAGAGGAAAAGCUGCCCCUCAAGAUUCUGAAGCCAACAAAGCUGAUAAAAAAUCAGCAGUGGAACAAACGGUUGCCAUCAAAGCAGCGGUGAAAAGGGUUGUUUCAAAGAAAACAGCAAAGUGGGAUUUGGAGAUACCUGACAGCCAAGAUGUAACAGAGUUACCAGGCUCUAAGAAAAGGUCCGGUGUAGCGGGCAGAGAAAUUGUGGACAUGUCAGCUGAAAAAACCACUGAACCGUCAACAAAGCCCCGUCGAGGAAGAGGGGCGAAAAAGCCAAGCUCUGAGUGUUCAGAGCCUGUUGUAUCUGAGCAGCGCAGUGCUACGCAGUCAGAGUCAACUGCACCUCCAUUGAAAAGCUCAAAAGUUAAUGAGCCUGCUGCUAAGAAUGUUACUGCAGCGAAAAGAGGCACAAAGCGGACGAUUGCACGCGACGAGUCAGUUGAGCAUUUGGAAGAGGCCUCCACGACAUCUCCAAGUAGACUUUCGACCACGAAAAGGGUGAGAGGCAAGGCUGCUCGCCUAGAAGAGAACAAGCCUGCGGCCAAUCAAGCUCGGGGACAAAGAGGCCCUCUGAAGAAGGCAGUGAAAACUACAGAAAAGCUGGAAGGAUCUCAAAAGGUAGAAACCCCAAAGCCUGUUGGAAGGAGCAGGAAAAGGGUGGUGCAGCACAUGGAACCAGAACCUGUAUCCCAUGACAAACAGCCAGGCAGAGGAAAUGCCAGGAUAACAGAACCAAGUGAUGGUGGCAAAGUGAAAAGUGCGGCCCGUGGAAGAAGAAAGUCUCCAACCAAGCCUGAGGCCCCGAGUGUCACAGAAGCCAGACCAGUGAGAAGCACAAGGCGAAAGUGACCUUUUUGAUCUGAGGUUCUGCUUUUUGUUUAAUAUAUUUUAGUCUUACAUGUAAAGCGUCCUUUGGCUGUGACUGCUUUCAUUGCUGUGCUUUCAGAUGCUUUUUAUCUUUUCGCUUUUGUAUAUAUGUAUUGGUAGGUUUUUACUUUUUUAAGAGCAACAUUACACUGAACGUUUUUUGUGUGUGUGUAAUUGCCAGCUGCCAGUAAAUUACUCGCAAAUGUGAAAAAUUUAAGGGAUUAUAAAAAAAGGCUAAUUCCUUUUUUUUUAUACAAAAAGCACUGGGUAUUCAAUAUAUAUUUUUGUGAAAAUGUCUAUUGCUUGUUUUUUUUUUUUUUUUUUUUAAUCCUGCCCGCUAAGAAAAUUCUCAAUCCAGGAAAGUUUGUUUAAUAACAUUCUAAACAAAGAUGAAAACCUUUUGCUUUGACAUUGAUAAGAUUCACAAUUUUCUAAUUAGACCAUGGUUAAACUUUGGCAUUCAUUUUUCUUCCUAGUGACUUUUCUGAGAAUUUUUUUUUUUUUAAAUGUAAUUUCACAGUAGAUAUUAAAAAUUAAGAACUGCAGGAGACUGACACAAAAAUGAGAAUUCAUUUCAAGCAAAGCCCCAUAGACUAAAUUCACCCUAAUAGAAUUGUGCAUUGGGGCUUUGAAUCGUGAUACUUGGUCACACGGGGAAGACUUGUCAAAACCAGUAUUGUUAAUCUGUAGUUGCAUGCACACUACCAAACCAAUCAGUAAAGUCACUUAAGGGGAAUGUGAAUAUUAUCAAAGAGCGCUAAAUUGGCACGUAAUUAAAGCUUAUUUUUUUUGCAUUUUAAAAAUCAGGAUUUGCCAUUGGAACCUUUCCUCAUUUUAAUAUUCAUAGCCGCAAUUUACGUUAAACCCCCGCCCAACUGCAUUUUGCCUAUUUUUUCCAAGUAGUUUUAGUUGCUAUGUAGUUAAAUUCGAUUUUUUUUGCAGAUUAGAAAUUUCAGCUUGAUAGGUUUUUAUAUGUAUAUUUCAUUGAGGUGUCUGUAAUUCAUACUCAGGUUUUUUUUUUAUAAAAACAGCCAGUAAAUGUUCCAGAAAAUCGCAGACUUAUUUUUUUUUCACUGAUGCUAAAAUAAACUGUUAAAAAAAAAAAAAACUACUUGUCUGUAUUAAUGCUUUACCGCAUUAACUGACUUUGCAUAUACAAUAUUAAGACUGCAAAACAAAAAGCCUGUAAAGUUUAAGCAGGGACAUGAAUGGCUUUGAGAACAUCACCCUCGAAGCGGAGUUUGGGCUUUUUCAGAUAGUGGUUUACUGUCAAACAGGAAUGAAGCGUAACAGCCUUCACUUGUGCUGUGUCUUGAUAAAUGCAUGUUUAACAGUUCAGGGCAUAGGCUAAAAUCUAUUUUCUUUUAUUCUGGAGCCAUUCUAUAAAUGUCCUGUCCUCAUACUUUGAAUGAUUUCCAAAUGGUGCUUGCAGCAAUUAAUCAUGUGGGGUUCAAAUGUGGUUCCUUGUAUCUGUAACGUUUCAAAUUUUAAUCUAACCUUAGUUUCUCCUUUUGAGACCCCUCGUGUAUCUUCACUUUGUUUACCUCAAAUUAAACUUCAGCUGAUUGUUUA
Messenger RNA from Paramormyrops kingsleyae, 7690 nucleotides. It is a transcript of the gene mki67, whose product is annotated as marker of proliferation Ki-67. Gene Ontology annotation, cellular component: chromosome; nucleus. Gene Ontology annotation, biological process: regulation of chromosome segregation; regulation of mitotic nuclear division. NCBI's taxonomy places the organism in Eukaryota, Metazoa, Chordata, Actinopteri, Osteoglossiformes, Mormyridae. Gene Ontology annotation, molecular function: protein binding. The record is from RefSeq and is a predicted model, not a curated record.